AAACUCAGUGAGUAUUUUGUCUGUCUACCACACUGCAAGGCUGAUGAAAUGAACUGGACAUUCUACCAAGAUUGCUUACUGUUUGCUGCUGAAGCUGCUGGCCCUGAACCACCAGUUUCUGCAGAUCCACAAAAUCCUACAAUAGAGAAAACUGCAUCUAUAGCUUGUCACCCUGAUGUGGUGAGACUGUGCAAGUCAGAGGAGGCAAUAGUGAAACAGAGAAUUGUGUUGACCAUUCCAGACUCAUUCUUCUUGAAAGUCAAAGAAGAGACAACAGCAGGAAAGAUAUGA
Guyanagaster necrorhizus is the source of this 291-nucleotide messenger RNA. RefSeq lists its product as uncharacterized. The record is from RefSeq and is a predicted model, not a curated record. The annotation marks the transcript as partial. The transcript has a single exon. Lineage: Eukaryota; Fungi; Basidiomycota; Agaricomycetes; Agaricales; Physalacriaceae.